Messenger RNA from Humulus lupulus (European hop), 2253 nucleotides. Its product is annotated as dihydrolipoyl dehydrogenase 2, chloroplastic. Gene Ontology annotation, cellular component: oxoglutarate dehydrogenase complex; mitochondrion. Lineage: Eukaryota; Viridiplantae; Streptophyta; Magnoliopsida; Rosales; Cannabaceae. The transcript has 15 exons. Gene Ontology annotation, molecular function: dihydrolipoyl dehydrogenase (NADH) activity; flavin adenine dinucleotide binding. The record is from RefSeq and is a predicted model, not a curated record. Bases 184 to 1908 code for a protein of 574 amino acids.
AACUCCGCCCAAAUUUGGAGCUACAGCUAACUCAACACUCUCUCUCUCUCAUAUAACGGAUUCUUCGAAGCCAUUUCCAAUUGCAUUGUUUCUUCAUUCAUUUCCAUAAUAACUCUCUCUCUCUCUCUAACCACACCAGUAAACCUCAGAUCGAUCUCUCUCUACCUUCUCCCACUUCUCAAAAUGCAGUCUUCGCUUUCUCUCUCCACAGCUUCUCACACUACUCCAGCCAUUGCUGGAUCAACUCACUUCUCUCACUCCUUCGGAUUGGUUCCUUCGAAGCCUAUCAACCUCCGAUUCUGUGGUCUCAGGAGGGAGGCGUUUGGAUUCUCCUCUCUCAAACAAUCCGCCUCGCACACAGCUCGAAUCUCCAGCAGUCGUGCCCCGCGCUCCGGGAACGUAGUCGUAGCCGCGGCUUCUUCGUCCGAUAAUGGAAGUGCUUCCAAGUCAUUCGAUUACGACUUGCUCAUUAUUGGAGCGGGUGUCGGUGGCCAUGGUGCUGCGCUUCAUGCUGUUGAACAGGGUCUCAAAACUGCCAUCGUAGAGGGAGAUGUUGUGGGUGGAACUUGUGUAAACAGGGGAUGUGUGCCGUCUAAAGCCCUUCUGGCUGUGAGUGGUCGGAUGCGUGAACUCCAGAAUGAGCAUCAUUUGAAGGCCUUGGGCUUGCAGGUUGCGGCAGCUAGCUAUGACAGACAGGGAGUGGCAGAUCAUGCAAAUAAUCUUGCAACCAAAAUUCGUAGCAAUUUGACUAAUUCAAUGAAGGCUCUUGGUGUGGACAUACUAACAGGUGUUGGUACAAUUCUGGGCCCACACAAAGUCAAGAUUGGAUCAUCUAACACAGUAACCGCAAAAGACAUAAUCAUUGCAACUGGUUCAGUUCCCUUUGUUCCUAAGGGCAUUGAAGUUGAUGGGAAAACGGUAAUUACCAGUGAUCAUGCACUCAAAUUGGAAUCUGUCCCUGACUGGAUUGCCAUUGUUGGAAGUGGUUACAUUGGUCUUGAGUUCAGUGAUGUAUAUACUGCUCUUGGAAGUGAGGUUACUUUUAUUGAAGCAUUAGAUCAGCUUAUGCCUGGAUUUGAUCCUGAGAUUGGAAAGUUAGCCCAAAGAGUUCUCAUAAAUCCACGAAAAAUUGACUAUCACACUGGAGUGUUUGCAUCCAAGAUUACUCCAGCAAAGGAUGGUAAACCAGUCACCAUUGAACUUAUUGAUGCAAAGACAAAGGAGCUAAAAGACACUUUGGAAGUAGAUGCAGCACUGAUUGCAACAGGACGAGCUCCAUUCACAAAAGGCCUUGGCUUGGAGAAUAUCAAUGUAACAACACAACGUGGUUUUAUUCCUGUUGAUGAGCGCAUGCGAGUGAUUGAUGCAAAUGGCAAGUUGGUUCCUCACAUAUAUUGCAUUGGUGAUGCAAAUGGAAAGAUGAUGCUUGCUCAUGCAGCCAGUGCCCAAGGAAUAUCAGUGGUUGAACAAGUGACUGGAAGAGACCACGUGCUCAAUCAUUUGAGCAUCCCUGCAGCUUGUUUCACCCAUCCUGAAAUCAGUAUGGUCGGAUUAACAGAGCCUCAAGCAAGAGAGAAAGCUGAAAAAGAGGGAUUUGAGAUAAGUAUUGCCAAAACAAGUUUCAAGGCUAACACAAAGGCCCUGGCAGAAAAUGAAGGCGAGGGGCUUGCCAAGCUAAUAUACAGACCUGACAACGGAGAGAUCCUUGGAGUCCAUAUUUUUGGGUUACAUGCUGCAGACCUUAUUCACGAAGCUUCAAACGCAAUAGCAUUGGGGACACGUAUUCAGGACUUAAAGCUCGCUGUUCACGCACACCCAACCUUGUCUGAGGUGUUGGACGAAUUGUUCAAAUCAGCAAAGGUUAAAGCUCAUGUUUCUAGCCCAGUAAGUGAACCAGUUGCAGUGUAAGCUUGUCAAGAAUCAAAUAGAAUAAUAUAUUUGAAGAAAUUUACUUGUAAUAGGGAGUUUCGAGGAACAACAUAGAUCAUCAAGUUGAAAAAGAUGAACAAGUUUGGCCCAAGGAGAAUACGAAAAGAAAGAGCAUGAGCGAGAGCGACUUGAGGACCAGUAGACAAGAACUAUUAUGGAUGUUAGCACAUUUGUUUCGUAGUUUUGUUAGUGCCAUAAAAAAAUACUUGUAUUUAUAAUUGUUUUUUUUCCCAUGUAGUUCGAGUUUUGGACAACAAAUAUCUUAUUGGUGAGAGAGAGGCCUUAUAUAAUAAUAGCGAGAGCCGUUUGGGUUGAUUUUGAUUA